Dendrobium catenatum is the source of this 3022-nucleotide messenger RNA. RefSeq lists its product as uncharacterized. The transcript has 2 exons. Gene Ontology annotation, biological process: recombinational repair. Lineage: Eukaryota; Viridiplantae; Streptophyta; Magnoliopsida; Asparagales; Orchidaceae. Bases 1 to 2877 code for a protein of 958 amino acids. The record is from RefSeq and is a predicted model, not a curated record. Gene Ontology annotation, molecular function: ATP hydrolysis activity.
AUGGAAGAACCAGCUCCACCUGAAGCUCUGAAAGAUAGUCAAAUGAUCACCUCUGAACUAAAUCCAAAGCCUUUAACGAUCAAAACCUCUAACCCUGCUUCAGAAAGUUAUGUUGGCAGUAUUUCUGUUCCAAUCUCUCCUUCCAUAUCCAUUACCCCUCACCUCAACUCACCAUCUCCUCCUUCCUCAGCCUUUGUUUCAGCAUUGCAGUCUCCUUAUAUAUCUCCAAGAGCGACAACUCCAACAACAGUAACAACAAAUCCAUCACCAAUCUCUUUCUCCGGCGACGAUAUCCCGAGCACAUCCUACACUCCUACAGAGAGGUAUGACUUCUCCGAGCCGUUAGAGCAAAGGCCUAAGUUUUCUGAUGCUGCUGCUCCGAGGAUCUCCUUCUCCUUUCCUGCUCCUAGAGUCUCCUUUACAAAAGGAGCUAUCUCUCCUUGUGCCAAUGCAAAGCUCAGGAGCUGUGAUGUCUACAUUGGCUUCCAUGGCCAGAGCCUGAACUUAGUUAGAUUCUGCAAAUGGCUCAAAUCAGAGCUUGAACUUCAGGGCAUUGCAUCCUUUGUGGCCGAUCGAGCAAAGUACUCUGACAGUCAGAGCCAUGAGAUUGCUGAUAGAAUCAUUUGUUCCGCAACUUAUGGCAUUGUUGUUGUGACGGCACCAAGCUUUCUCAAUCCUCCGAGUGUAGAGGAAAUCAGGUUCUUUUCACAGAAAAAGAACCUCAUCCCUCUGUUAUUCAAUACCGAGCUUUCAGAGAUCAGUUGUUUGGUUGAUGGCAGAUCAGAGGUUAAGGACUGUAGAGAUGCUUUUGAAGGAUUGACAACGAGCAAUGAAUUCAAGCUUGAAGCUAAUGAUAGCAACUGGAGAAGUUGUGUGAUGAAGGCUGUUGCGAUAUUGCGAUUGAAACUUGCAAGGAAGAGCAUUGCGGAGAAAGAGAUAGAGACUGAGGAAAUAGAGGAGCUGCCAUUUCAGCGAAACCGAUACUUUGUUGGGAGAGAGAAGGAGUUGACGGAGAUUGAAGCUGCAUUCUUUGGAAAUGCUGACCCCGAAAUCGAGUGCCCAAAGCCGGUUAUCACCAAUGGUGGAGGAUCAAGUGAAGGUUUUGCUGAUGAGGAAAGUGAUUCAGUCAGGAGCAAUGGCAGAUACAUCUGCUUGGAGAUGAGGAAACAUAAAGAACCUACAUUGGAAGCUUGGAUUGAGCCUGUUAUGGAACUGAGCUCCAAGGGAAGAAGCCUUCAGCGCCAGCGAUCAAAGCAAAAGAAAUCGCGAAGUGGAGGCAAAGGUUAUGGAAAUGCCAGUGUUGUAUGCAUCAGUGGCAUCUCAGGGAUAGGAAAGACGGAGCUCGCUUUGGAGUUUGCUUACAGAUACUCUCAAAGAUACAAGAUGGUUUUGUGGGUUGGCGGUGAAGCUAGAUAUUUCAGGCAAAACAUACUGAACUUGUCAACCCGUUUGAGUUUGGAUGUCAGUGCUGAGGCUGAGAAAGAGAGGGGAAGAAUCAAAAGCUUCGAUGAGCAGGAAUUUGACACAUUCCAGAGAGUGAGGAGGGAACUGUUCAGGGAUGUGCCAUUUUUGUUAAUAAUUGACAAUCUUGAGACUGAAAGAGAGUGGUGGGAGGGGAAGGACCUACAUGAUUUGAUUCCGAGAAACACUGGAGCAACUCAUGUUAUCAUCACAACCCAACUAUCCAGAGUCUUGAACUCUGAUCCAAUUCAGCUGCCGCCUCUGUCAUUGGCAGAUUCAUUGGUUCUAAUCAGAGGGAGGAGGAAGAAGGACUAUUUAGCUGAGGAGCUUGAGAUGCUUAAAAACUUUGAUGAAAGAUUGGGGAGGUUGAGCUUUGGGUUAUGGCUGAUUGGUUCACUGCUAUCUGAACUACAGAUAUCACCAUCAGCGUUAUUCGAAGCCAUUGAGAGAAUCUCCCUCAAUGAGAUCUCUCACUCUCUCAUUGAUGACGGAUUUCUGCAAAACAAUCCCUUCCUCAUGAAGACACUGGCCUUCAGCUUUGCCAUAAUGGAAAGAGCUAAAGGAAGGCAAAGUCUAGCUUUCGGAAUGAUUCUUUCUGGUGCUUGGCUUGCUCCAGCUCCAGUUUCAUCGGAAUUGCUCGCAGCUGCUGCUGAGAAGAGAAGUGGCUUCUGUCAUUGGGGAAAGUCUCUUCCUUCACCGUUAUGCUGCUGCUUAUCCUCACAAUCCACAAAAAGUGGAGUCGAAUCUGCGCUCAUGCUUGUGAAACUAGGCCUGGCCAGGAGAGCCACAAUGCAGCCUGGUUGCUACAUCCAAUUCCACCCAAUCACCCAACUAUUUGCUAAGAAACGAGGCGGCGCACUGCCUGCUAAGACUGCGGUGCUCGGAGUAAGGAAGUCAGGGAUCACCUCAUCAAACUCCAGCCACCUCUGGGCUUCAGUAUUCCUCUUGUUUGGAUUCAAGUCCGAGCCGCCGCUUGUUCAACUCAAGGUGUUCGACAUGGUCCUCUUUAUAAAGAAGAUAGCCAUUCCAUUGGCAAUUAGAUCCUUCAUGACAUUUUCAAGGUGCAGUUCAGCAUUGGAGCUGUUGAAAGUGAGCACAAAUGUGCUCGAGGAGGUUGAGAAGUCAUUUGAGAUGCAAAUUGAGGACUGGAACCAUGGAUCUAUUUGCUGGAAAAAGAGAUUGCAGAGUAGCCAGAGAGUGGAUGAGUAUGUUUGGCAGGAGGUUACGUUGCUUAAGGCUGCAUUACUUGAGACUAGAGCAAAGCUACUAUUGAGGGGAGGGCAUUUUGAUAGUGGUGAGGAGCUAUGCAGGACUUGUAUUAGUAUCAGGACUGUAAUGCUUGGACAUAAUCAUGCACAAACUUUGGCAGCUCAGGAGACACUGGCAAAGUUGGUCAGAUACAGGAGCAAGAUUUAGAGUUCUUGAUCUCAGCAUUUGCUCUUGAUUUGAUGAAAUUUUCCAAACUUGGAACAUCAAGAUUUAUGCAUUCCUGGAUUUGUUCUGAAAAUUUUGUUGUCUAGUUUAUACUUUAGUUUGCAGGUGUAUAUGUAAUAGAUAUAUC